Messenger RNA from Myotis myotis, 2809 nucleotides. It is a transcript of the gene TP53TG5, whose product is annotated as TP53 target 5. The record is from RefSeq and is a predicted model, not a curated record. NCBI's taxonomy places the organism in Eukaryota, Metazoa, Chordata, Mammalia, Chiroptera, Vespertilionidae. The transcript has 3 exons. Bases 1141 to 1812 code for a protein of 223 amino acids.
UUUUCAUACUCCUAGUGUAAAUGAAAAUAUCAACAUUUGUGCUGGAACUACACUUGUUCAUCCACUACAACCAUAGGUUGGUUAUGGAUACAAGAGUUAAGCAUAAGUCAAGAAAAGUGUACUGUAAGAACCAACUGGCUAUAUGGAAUUUACAAUAAAAAGUAUUGUCAAAUUUCAUUAUUGUAGAUGUCUAUCAGUAAAAUUUGUAACACACACCCACACUCACUUUGUUUUAGAGAGCCAAUGAUUGAACACUUACAGAUACACACACUGUUUUGUUUGCCCUCUACUGAAAUGUCAGUUCCUUAAGGGUAGGAAUUUUCUUUUAUUCCAGUACUUAGAACACCUGACAUGUAGCCAGGGUACAGUUAACACAUGUGACAUGAAUGAAUAGAGGAGCAUAGUUGGGAACCCCUGAUUUCAUGGAUAGACUGUCAGACCUUAGGUUUCCAGCUCUACCUUUAUCCAACUGUAUGACCUUGAGUAAAUUAUUUAGCCUCUUUGAACCUCGGCUUUUUUAUUUAAAAAGAGGGGAUAAUUCUCUUACCUCACAGGAAGGUGGUAACAAUAUACGCUUCUGCCUGUCACCUACCAGGUUUCUCUGCAGGUGAGCGUUUCUUCCUCACCCUCACCCCUGCCACACACACUCCUUGGAGACCCAGCCCUGUUGUCACACAUUUCAGUGAUGUCACAGCUCCCCUCCCUGGGAGAUGCAGCACGACCAUCCUAAUGCCCAGCCUGGGUACUGGCUGAACUGAGAGGGGCAGGGCUCAGGCAGUACCUGGUACCAGUUUUGCUCCAUCUGUCGUCUUUGAGGCAUCACAGCCCCAGUAUGAGUCCAUCAGCAAAGAAGAGGCCCCAGAAUAGUGUGGUUUUCAAGGUUGGACUAGGGACUGGAUCUAGAAGGGGCCUUACAAAGAGUCCAACCAUACCAGGGCAGGUGGAGGGAAAGGGAGCCCUGAGGGGUGAAGGGAGGUCAGGAGUUAGAAUGGUCUCCCUUGUUCUGCCCCCAAACAGAGGUGACACUUUCAGUCUGGGGUUAGUCAAAUCAUGCUGAGCCAAAUGGAGAGGUAUAAUGGAGGCAUUUAGGGGUGGGUUUUUUUCCGUGUUAGCGUCCCCCCCCCCCCCUCUCUCUCUCAGAUGCAAGAUGAGGAACCACAGGACAAGAUACAGCAGCCUAUCAGCAAAUUAACUGAGCGGAACCGACUUAGAAUGGUGUUAAAAAACUUGUCACUCUUGAGGCUACUCAAGAAUUCAAACCCUCGGAUCCAAGAACUAUAUAGCCUGGCCAGAAGGUAUUGGAAUUCACUGCUCAACGUUCGGAAGGCCCUCCAGAUCUCCUCCAGGAACAACACUGUCUGCACUAAAAUGGGCCAGAAUAAUGGACUCCAAGAAGCUAAGUGCUCCAAGAAGAAACUGGAGUCCAAGAACUUAGGGAAGCCUAAGAAGUUGAAGUCCAAGGUGAGGGUGCCAGAGAAGGAAAAGGUCGAGCAGUCACAUGCAGCAGUGCCAGAUGGAGAACAAGUGGAGCCUGAGGUCCCAAAGACAUCGAUCACUUGCCCUGGAGCCUGGGGGAGGCAACUACCCACUGGAGACCCUGGAGUCAUCUUCCUGAAGCCCCACCGAGGGGAUACGGAGCAGCUGCAAGUAGCUGACCAGUGGAACUGGUUUGAGGGGCUGCCCAGGCGAAUCCACCUCCCAGGACCCCGGGUGAUGUGCAGGCCAUCCACCAUGCGCUUGGUCAAGCGCUGCUGCACCCGCUUCUGCUCUGCAUCACUUGGGCUGCCGAAAUGCCAUCCAUACAGGGUGUGAUGACGUCACUGCCAGGCCAGGGUGAGAUGUAGGCCUCAAGCCAGGCCCAGAGCUGGGCCCCUGAAUACAGUCUUGGGGGCUGUUGCUGGCAGUGCUGGGAGGCCCCACCUUUAUGACUAGAAAGGGAAGCUCAGAGAGGGGCAAACCAUUGAUCAAGACCACACACCAGCCUAGUGGCUAGGCUGGAGCCUCUCAGGAUCCAACUAGGGCCCUAGGGAAGGAGAGGCCUCAAGAGGGGCCAAACUGCUAUGACUCGGAAUCUCACAGAAGUCUGAGUAAGCAGUUUAGGAAUUCCUAAAUGUGGGGGAAGGUGAUGUGGUCAAGUAGGGCUCUGCCACACUCAGACCAAGUGAACUCUCCAUUUGUUUUAUUUAUUCAUGUUUCAAAAAAGAUGUACUCUGAAAAAGUUCCUUAGCACGAAAAAGAAUACUCCAGCCCCUCCAAGAGAGAAUCAGGUCCCAAGAAAGGAAGGGGGUGAAGGGCUUGGGAGUCCAGUGGAAAGGGAAGCUUCCCCUUCACAAAACCCACAUCUCCAACCUGCCAGACAUUUCAGUGUCCAGUCCCUAAGUCAGCGGUUCUCAACCUGGGGGUCGAACGACCCUUUUACAGGGGUCGCCUAAGACCAUCGGAAAACACAUAAUUACAUAUUGUUUGUGUGAUUAAUCACUAUGCUUUAAUUAUGUUCAAUUUGUAACAAUGAAAUUGGAGGUCACCACAACAUGAGGAACUGUAUUAAAGGGUCGCGGCAUUAGGAAGGUUGAGAACCACUGCGCCUAAGCCCUCUCCUUGGACAGCAGCGCCUCCUAGAGGCCUUCUUCGCUCCUAACACCGACAUCUCGCUCACAGGUAGCGUAGACCUCGGAUGGGAGCCAGAUUGUGAGCAGAGGAUGGAAAUCAUACAAUCAUCUGAAUGGGAGGGUUGGACGGGAAAAUUUGAGAGUAUACAAAUAAAAUUUCCCAUAUGGCACUGAAGAAUACUUCGCUGGCUCUGCCUAUU